This is a messenger RNA of Rotaria sp. Silwood1, 732 nucleotides long. NCBI's taxonomy places the organism in Eukaryota, Metazoa, Rotifera, Eurotatoria, Philodinida, Philodinidae. The record is from the annotation of a GenBank genome assembly.
AUGGAAAUUUUACAAAUACUUCGCAAUCAUAUCAUUAAUAAUCAAUUCUCGUUAAUUCCUAAUAUUGCAAUAUUUUCAAUAAUAUUGGAUAAUACUGAAAAACAACUGCUUACUGUUUUGAAAUCUCAAAAUAAUGAAUUACAUGAAGAUCAAUAUAUAGCACGUUGUAUUGAUUUAGAAGGUCUUGAUGGUUGUGGUAAAUCAACAUUAGCAAAUGAAUUACAUCAUCAAUUAAAUAUACGUAAACAAAACUCACGUUUAUUAUCUACACCACCUGAUCAACUUCUUUCAUUUCGAUCUUAUUUUGAUGCACAAUCAGAAUCUAUUCGUCGUGCAUAUUAUAAUUUAGGAAAUUUAAUUAUUUCUUUGGAAUUAAAAAAUCAAUCAGAUAUAAUAAAUAUUCUUGAUCGAUAUUGGCCAUCAACAAUUGCUUAUCAAUUAGCAAAACUAAAUGAAAAUGAGCAAAUAAAAAUUUCAUGGCCUAAUUAUCUCGUUCAACCAGCUUUAAUUAUUUAUAUUUAUGUCGAUGAAAUAGAACGUUGUCGACGUAUUACUCAACGAUCAAUACCUAUUACAUUAGAAGAAAAACAAUUAGCUGCACAAGAAGUAUUUCGUCGUCGACUUGAUUUUAUCUAUCGAAAUCAUAUACCCAGUUCUCGUUUACAUGUUAUCGAUGGUAAUAGGCCGACAAGUAUAAUUGCAAAUGAUAUUCUUAAUUUAUUUCAAGAAUAA